AGCUUUCCGAUGGAUUCGCUGGUGGAGGGGAAAACAUACAGUCUUUCCAUUGAUGAAAAGAAUAUGGGCAAUAAAUCAUAUAUAUAUGUGAAGUUGACGGAUUCAAUGGUGAAAUCAAUAGAAGAACAUACAAAACAAGCUGGUGGUUCUAAUCCCAAAAUUCAGUUCAAUGAAUAUGAUGGAAUGAUAACUUUCCCUUCAGAUAAAGGAACACAGAAGUAUGCUUUCAGCCUUUCAGAUACUGGAGGAAAAGAAAAUGAAGAUUGGAAUAAUCUUCCAAACAGGAGUUUUGAAUGUGUACAGCAAAAUAAGAAUGGUUCUUUAGAAUCAUUAGGUGGCUUGAUGAUGAAAAUGCAGAUUCGUGCUAAAGAAGAUAGUUAUGAAAAUACCAAGUCUAAAGUGGCUGCUGCAGAAAAAGAGCAAAAACAGUAUUGUACAAAAGAGAUUAAACCAUCCAUAUAUCAUCUAGGACAUCAACUUAUAGUAAAUCAACAAAAAAGUUUUGCAACUUUCUUGAACUCCUGCUCUUUACCAACAGCCAAAUCAUUAGCGCCUGUAAGGUCAAAAAAUAAUAUUGGAAAUAUGUUGACAACUGUUUCUUCAGCCAGGCAUGAUUCUAACCCUUUAGUCAGGCCCAUGUCCAUCUCUUCAGCCAGGCGUAAUUCCAACCCAUCAGUUUGGCCUAUGCCUAUCUCUUCAGCCAGGCGUAAUUCAAAUCCUUUUGGCAAGUCUGCAUCCAUCCUUCCAGGCAGUCCUGAAUCUAUCACCUUUCAGCAUCAGAGAAAAGAAAAUUCUAAAUCAAAAGUACCAUCAGGAAUCCAGAGACAACCUUUAAGAGAUCGCAUUAUACAUCUCUUAGCUCUAAGACCAUACAAAAAGCCAGAAAUUUUACUCAAGCUGAGAACAGGUUUAUACUCACGAGAAUCUAAUCAGCAUGGAAAUCCUGAAAAUGCAUUUAAAGGUAUGAAUUUUCUUAACACAAAAGCUUCGCUGAUGCAAGAGACUGAAAAACAUAGCUCUUUCAUAGAGUCACACAACAAGGAUUAUAAAAAUACCAAUUUUAAUCAAGUAUCUCAAGCAACCAAGUUAUUUAGUCCAGAGUACAGAAAGAAAAACAUAGAUCUAAAUUCACCCACAACCCAAUCUUCUGGAUAUGUAAGCAAAGAUUCCAGCCGAAGUUCCAAAGAGCCUUCUUCUGAUGAAUUAAAUUUUGAAGGGAGAAUAUGA
Argiope bruennichi is the source of this 1227-nucleotide messenger RNA. RefSeq names its product RNA polymerase II elongation factor ELL-like. NCBI's taxonomy places the organism in Eukaryota, Metazoa, Arthropoda, Arachnida, Araneae, Araneidae. The transcript is spliced from 9 exons. The record is from RefSeq and is a predicted model, not a curated record. Gene Ontology annotation, biological process: transcription elongation by RNA polymerase II; positive regulation of transcription elongation by RNA polymerase II; snRNA transcription by RNA polymerase II. Gene Ontology annotation, cellular component: transcription elongation factor complex. Gene Ontology annotation, molecular function: cis-regulatory region sequence-specific DNA binding. Bases 10 to 1227 code for a protein of 405 amino acids.